AUCAUUACUUGCUCAGAAUAAUUGUAAUUAAAAUAAUACAGUAGUAAUUACAAUAACAAUCAAAUACCGAAACAACCGUUAAAUGAUAUAUAAGAACGUGUGUUAGUGACGAACUUAAUUUUUGAUACAGCAUAAAUUGAGUUGUUUAGCAUAGGUCUAGCCUGAGGUGCCAUUAUGUUACUAGAAGCUGUUAUUUUCCUUUUAUUAGUCUCAACCAGUAAAUCGUCUACUGAUACCGACUGUCCAUCCCUGAUCGAAGCUGAUAACCUUUCACAAACGCAGUUAAUUGAACGCCUUACACAUGGUUGCCGUUAUGAUCGCCUGGAGCGACCUGUUACGUACAAAGAAUCGAACGGUGCGCGUCUGCCAAUUGAUGUUUAUGUACGCGCUUAUAUUUACUUCAUGCAAAACUUGGAGGCGCAUGAUUUACAAUUCAAAAUACACGUACUGCUGCAGUUACGUUUUCUAGAUCCGCGUUUAACUUUUCGUAAAGUCGCACCCAAACGAAGACAACCCAUCUUGGGUGAGAAACAGUUACGUGAUACACUUUGGAUGCCGCAUAUUUUUCUGGCUAAUGAAAGGGAUUCCAGUUUGCUAGGUACCAACGAAAAGGAUAUACUCACCUCUAUUUCACCUGAUGGCACUGUAAUCAUUUCGUCGCGCAUUAAAGCUACACUUUAUUGCUGGAUGAAUUUGCAGAAAUUCCCAUUCGAUGAACAACAAUGUGGUACUAUACUUGAGAGUUGGAUGUAUAAUACAUCCGAAUUGGUGUUACAUUGGGAACAAAAGCGACCUAUUACUAUUGAUCCAGCAUUACAUCUCACCGAAUAUAUGCUACAUGGCGCUUGGUCCAAUGAAACUGUAGUUAAUGCUGACUUAAAUGAUUUGAGACAUGGCGCUUUCGCUGGAAACUACAGUUCGCUUAGUUUCACAGUACAUUUAACGCGUGAAGUUGGCUUUUAUGUGAUGGAUUAUUUUCUACCAUCAAUGUUAAUUGUUGCCAUUUCAUGGGUAUCAUUUUGGCUACAAGCAGAUCAAGCACCACCACGUAUUAUGCUUGGCACCAGCACGAUGUUGACAUUCAUAACACUGGCUUCAGCCCAAGGCAAAACUUUACCGAAAGUCAGUUAUAUUAAAGUUUCCGAAGUAUGGUUUCUUGGUUGUACGCUUUUCAUUUUUGGCAGUCUCAUCGAAUUUGCUUUUGUCAACACCAUUUGGCGUAGAAAACGUAGUGUGGAUGUGAAGAAAAUGAGCAGCAAACAUAUACUUAAAUCAACAAUAUCGCCACGGUCUUCGAGGCGUAAAGCUGUGCGUUCACAUUCGCUCUGUGGUCCGCCAGUUGCUAGUGGUGGUUUAAAUAAUGAUCCGCCGCCAUUUAAUAACUAUUUAACUGUGCAUAAUAUACCAAUUCAUACGAUACAUGAAAAUGAAAAUGAGACCGGUGAUAAUGUGUCUAAAGUUACUUCUUUUAGUGGUACAACAACAAAUACUGCAGAUUCAAUGCCUUUUAGUAAACACGAUCUAAUGAAUAUGGAAGCGGGCGCAACGCCCAAUAAUAAUGGUUGGACAACAUUGACACCACAAGAAAUAUCCAUGUGGAUUGAUCGGAAAGCGCGUCUUUUGUUUCCACUAGCCUUCCUCGUGUUUAACAUGUUCUUUUGGACAUUUGUCUAUGUUGUGUGAUAUGUGUUUGUGAUUUUUUGUUUCAUUUUAAAUGUUAAGGACUUUGAUAAUUUAGUUAAAAAUUUGUGUACGU
Messenger RNA from Ceratitis capitata (Mediterranean fruit fly), 1756 nucleotides. Its product is annotated as glycine receptor subunit alpha-4. Lineage: Eukaryota; Metazoa; Arthropoda; Insecta; Diptera; Tephritidae. The record is from RefSeq and is a predicted model, not a curated record. Bases 175 to 1683 code for a protein of 502 amino acids. Gene Ontology annotation, cellular component: neuron projection; membrane; synapse. Gene Ontology annotation, biological process: nervous system process; signal transduction; chloride transmembrane transport. Gene Ontology annotation, molecular function: neurotransmitter receptor activity; extracellular ligand-gated monoatomic ion channel activity; transmembrane signaling receptor activity. The transcript has 3 exons.